Physcomitrium patens is the source of this 1893-nucleotide messenger RNA. RefSeq lists its product as uncharacterized. The record is from RefSeq and is a predicted model, not a curated record. Lineage: Eukaryota; Viridiplantae; Streptophyta; Bryopsida; Funariales; Funariaceae.
GAUUUUGUGGGACGAAGGAGAAAGAUUAGCGACUUGUGUUCCAGGACAGCGAGGUCUUGGUUUACAGUUCAUUGACGCGGUUCCGCGGCCUGGGUCUCCCUAUCAAAGCUGCAAUCUUCUCCUCGCAAUAGCUCCUCCAUCGCCUAUACUGCAAUUCCCAAAAUGCAGGAAUUCCCAAAAUAAAUUGACGGAAGUAUCACACACGGCAGCUGGAAAUCGGUAUCGAGCGUCUGAUUCGGUGGUGCAUCUGUGACUGUUCUAUGGAUCGGAGCGUUGCCCCGUAUUGGUGAUUCUUUCGUGGCCAAGAAGAGAAAGCUUAAGCGGCGGUUGUGGUCGCCGUAGUUAAGCCUUCUUGGUGCCAGAAUUGUUUUUUUUGCUAGUGGCUGAGAUGCAAGAACUCAGCAAAGUUUAGCAAGCCAGUUGCCGCAGACCAAUGUCUUCCAGGAGGCUAGUGUGUUGGAAUGCAGUUAGGGGUUUAGUGAGGAUAUCGGCUUGUUGUAAAGUCGUGGGGACGUAGUUGACUUCUAUGCCUCCAGCAGAUGUUUUUUUUUCCAUAUAUAGUGAUGUUGGAGUUUUAUGUGCUUCCUUUGUACAUGGAGAACUGGGUUGUGAACAAGUUUGAUACAACUCUGGUUGUUGCUUUUUAAUGGUGUGGAUGUUUCUUUGCAACUUUCCAGUUCUGUUAGUAAUCGCCGCAAAUGCACGAUGUCGCGAGUUGCUUCGGUGAAGACUCGGUACUCGACUUCCGUUGUGGAGAGGGCCACUGUCAAUUGCUUUUUGCUGCACCAAUCCACAAGUGAACACUGGGGCUCAUUGGCACUUUCAGUGAAUUGCAGUUGUCCAUUCCGUACUUCUUCAGAAGUUUCAGCAGAUAACCGCGUUGGUGAACAAAGAUCCCCUCGUCCAUGUAUGUUAACUUGGCUCCAAGAGGCUCGGAUCGGAGGCGCUCUUUUUCAGAUUCAGUUCGCGUGUGAGUUAAGCAUCAAUUCGGCUGUACCAGGUGCGGGGUGCUUGACGCAACCCAUACAGUGCACGUCUCAGCCAAGCAACCUUCCCCUCUGAAUUUUUUCCGCUAAAGCCAUCGGGUAUUAUCAUGUUCUUCUUUAUCACCUAGUUUGGCGGAGAAUGUGAUGUGAUCUUUAAGCCGCGUUGAAGGUCUUCGGUCGCUCACAGGAUAUCUGUUCGUUGGUAUUAGGUUCCGUAACAAUUCACUUCCCUUGUUUUUUUUGUUACUUGUCUUUUGUGAUGUUCUGCUGAACGCUGAGGUUCAGUUUCAUCAGUAUCGGUGUCCCGCAAUGAUGCACCGUCCUUGUUUACUGUUGAUUUUCUGCUGCGAUGUAUCAUUGGCUGCGGAGUUUCUGUGUCUUCAGAAUUAGCGAGGCGCAGCUGCUCGUCCGAGGUAUAUGGUUUCUCUUUGUGAGUCUGAUUGGUGCCAAAUUUGGAUGAGCUUUCACUGUUUUUGCAAUUUAUGUCGAGUGAUGGUAGGUUGAAGUCAAAGGGGUUGUCUUUUGUUGAUAACCUCUGCUUUAGGUGGUGGUAACCGAUUCGACUCUCAUCAAACACUAAGUCACAUGUUAUGAGAUUUUUUUUUUUUCUCAGGCUCAUACAUUCUGUAAGCUUUGGUAAAAUCAUCAUAUCCUACAAACAAGCUUCUUUCCUCUUUUGAUACAUGUACAUAGCAAAUUCAACCAAAAACUUUGAGAUUACUUACAUUUGAUUUUUUCUUUGUGUACUUUUGCUUAGGCGUGAUUCCCUAAUUUGCUUGUAUAGGGCAGUGAUUUACAAGAUAAUUGGCUAUGUUGAUUACUUCUUCUAAAAAGAAAUUAGGCGUGCCUCCUUCAAACACCAUGCUUUGUGCUUUUUCCACCAAUAUUCAAUUUUGCCUUUCUGCAA